CCCACGCUCCAUUAUUUAGUUAGCUCGUGUUGCUCAAGAUCUUCUCAAAAAAAAAGAAAAAAAGCUCGUGUUCCUCAUGAAAAUAUAGUACGUCAGCGACACCAAGCCUCUGUUUUGUUAUACUCCAUCGGCCCAUUGCGAGCAGAUAGAAAUGGCAGCGGCGGCUGACGGCGCCGGUGCGGGCGGGCUGGAGGUGGUGGUCUUCCCGUGGCUGGCGUUUGGGCACAUGAUCCCUUUCCUGGAGCUCUCCAAGCGCCUCGCCGCAAGGGGCCACGCCGUCGCCUUCGUGUCAACGCCGCGGAACCUCGCCAGGCUGCCGCCCGUGCCGGCGCACCUGUCUGCCCGCAUCCGCUUCGUGGCGCUGCCGCUGCCGGCAGUGGAGGGCUUGCCGGAGGGCGCCGAGGCCACGUCUGACCUGCCACCCGACAAGGUCGAGCUGCUCAAGAAGGCCAUGGACGGCCUCGCCGGCCCGCUCGCGUCCCUCCUCGCGGACGCCGUCGCCGCCGGCAGGAGGCCUGACUGGAUCAUCCUUGACUUCUGCCACCACUGGGUCCCGCCCAUCGCCGACCAGCACAAGGUGCCAUGCGCCGCGCUCCUCUUCUUCCAUGCCGCCAGCAUGGCCUUUAUCGGGCCGCGGUGGGCGAACGACGCGCACCCGCGCACGAAGCCAGAGGACUUCACCGUGCCACCCAAGUGGAUCCCCUUCCCGUCCACCACCGUCUUCCUCCACCAUGAGGCCCGGCGGAUGCUCGCGGACAACUUCGGUGAGAACGCGUCAGGCAGGUCGGACACUGACCGUUUGUGGGACGUGUUCGAGCGUUGCCGCCUCACCAUCCACCGGAGCUGUCGCGAGCUGGAGCCUGGAAUGUUCACCCUCCUCUCUGAACUCUUGCGGAAGCCCGCCGUCCCUGCCGGUAUCCUGCUGCCGGGGGCGACCGACGACCGUGACGAAGACGACUGGCAGAGCAGCUCAGGUGGCGUCCUGCGUUGGCUCGACGACCAGCCUCCCAAGUCAGUCGUCUACGUCGCUCUGGGAAGCGAGGCGCCACUGACACUAGAGAACAUCCAUGAACUCGCGCUCGGACUAGAGCUCGCCGGAGUGCGCUUCCUUUGGGCGCUACGCAGGCCGGCCGACACCAACAACAAGCAGGAGCUGUUGCCGGCCGGGUUCGAGGAGCGGACGCGGGCGCGAGGUUUGGUCUGCACAGGGUGGGUGCCGCAGGUGAAGGUGCUCGCUCACGGCGCCACGGCCGCGUUCCUGACGCACUGUGGCUGGGGCUCCACCAUCGAGAGCUUCGCCUUCGGGCUUCCGCUGGUCAUGCUGCCUUUCCUCACCGACACGCCUAUGAUCGCGCGGGCCAUGGCGGAGAGAGGAAUCGGCGUGCAGGUGGCGAGGGACGAGAGCGACGGCUCUUUUGACAAGCACGGCGUCGCCGAGGCGGUGCGACGCGUCAUGGUGGACGGCCAAGGGAAGGAGGUGUUCGCGACCAACGCCAAGAAGUUGAAGGAGCUUGUGGUGGACGAGGGGCGCCAGGAGCAGUACAUCCACGAGCUCGAAGAGCACCUGAGACGCUACAAAGAAGCCCGGAGCAGUACAUCGACGAGUUGAUUUGAUCUCGUUUAUCUUAUCGUUGGAUCGAUGAUUUUUUUGUUCUGAUAAAGGGCAAUCGAUGAAGUUGAUACUACUCCCUCCGUUUCUUUUUAAUCUGCUUAUAAGAUUUGAUCAAAGUCCAACUUUGUAG
Molecule: messenger RNA, 1742 nt
Organism: Triticum aestivum (bread wheat)
Lineage: Eukaryota; Viridiplantae; Streptophyta; Magnoliopsida; Poales; Poaceae
Product: UDP-glycosyltransferase 91C1-like
Exons: 2
Coding region: 152-1609 (485 amino acids)
Molecular function (GO): UDP-glucosyltransferase activity
Source: RefSeq, a predicted model, not a curated record